Messenger RNA from Phaedon cochleariae (mustard beetle), 1282 nucleotides. Lineage: Eukaryota; Metazoa; Arthropoda; Insecta; Coleoptera; Chrysomelidae. The record is from the annotation of a GenBank genome assembly.
GAGAUUCCAGAUUUGACGUUCAUAUUUUGGUUGCAGAUUUUCUAAGGAAAAUUCUAAAUGCCAUCCUUUUGCAGUUAAAAAACAACAAAUUAUGUCACAAAAGAUAAAACCUAGGAUUGGAGAACCAUAAGUUUGUCCCUACAAAAUAAGUAGAUCUUACAACCAAUCACGGAAACUGUUAGAAAUAUGCCAGCAGCUACUCUGGGUAGCUUACAUCCAAACAAUGAAGAUUGUGGAAUCAGGGAUGUCUGGGCAAAUAAUCUUGAAGACGAAUUCCGUACAAUAAGGCAGAUUGUACAGAAAUACCAGUAUGUAGCAAUGGAUACAGAAUUUCCAGGGGUGGUAGCAAGACCCAUUGGAGAGUUUCGUAGCUCUGCAGACUACCAGUAUCAAAUGCUGAGGUGCAAUGUGGAUUUGCUACGGAUCAUACAGCUUGGGUUGACCUUUUUGGAUGAGAAUGGCAAGACACCAGGUGGGGCCUAUACAACUUGGCAAUUCAACUUCAAAUUCAACUUGCAAGAAGAUAUGUAUGCUCAGGAUAGCAUUGAUUUGCUACAGAACUCUGGUAUACAAUUCAAGAAGCAUGAAGAUGAAGGUAUUGAACCACUUGAGUUUGCAGAGCUGCUCAUGUCAUCUGGUAUUGUAUUGAUGGAAAACAUCAAGUGGCUAUCUUUCCAUUCAGGCUAUGACUUUGGAUAUCUCAUCAAGCUGCUGACAGACAACAAUUUACCUCAAGAUGAAAAUGAGUUUUUUGAUUUGCUGAAGCUCUAUUUUCCUACAAUAUAUGAUGUCAAGUAUCUCAUGAAAUCAUGCAAGAAUCUGAAAGGUGGCCUACAAGAGGUGGCAGAACAGCUAGAAUUGGAGAGGAUUGGUCCCCAACAUCAAGCAGGAUCAGAUUCGCUAUUAACUGGAAUGGCAUUCUUCAAAAUGAAAGAGAUGUUUUUUGAGGAUACCAUAGACGACUCUAAGUUCUCCGGCCACCUGUACGGUCUGGGGGCCUCUUUCGCCAUCAAUGGCUCCGCGAACAACUACACACCCGACAACGGGGACAACACCAACUCGUCGUGAAACUGCCUCUGUGCCAGGCUGCUGCUCGAAGCUGUAGGUUUAUGUUGAAAUAAUUCAUUGUGAACUUUUUCUGUUUAGAUGAAAUAUAUUCGAAGGAGUGGAUUCUUCUUAUUGCAUUAGAUAGGUUUUUUACUUUUAAACUAAGGUUUUAACUGUACAUGGCAUUCGAAAAAAAAAUCAUAAACUAGUUAUUUAAUAAAAAUUAUUAUAGCUC